Rotaria sordida is the source of this 1542-nucleotide messenger RNA. The record is from the annotation of a GenBank genome assembly. Lineage: Eukaryota; Metazoa; Rotifera; Eurotatoria; Philodinida; Philodinidae.
AUGGCAACAGGAAAUGAAACAAAUUUAUGUUCAAUCUGUAAUAAACCUGCAGCAAGAUGCUUUUGUAUUGGAUGUAAAAAAUAUUUUUGUUCAAAAGAUUUUAAAGAACAUGAACAACAAUUAUCAAUAAAAUUCGAUAAUGAAAUAGUAAGAUUACAUGAUGAACUUCUUGAUCAAAUACAAAAAUUAGAAAAAUCAAAUUAUUUAUCAUCGGAUCUUUUUGAUCAAAUUGAACAAUGGAAAAAAAUAACAAUCAAAAAAAUAAAAAAAGCAGCAGAAAAAGCUCAACAUGAACUUGGCGAAUUAAUCGAUAAACAAAAAAUAAUAAUAACAAAAUAUCUUGAACCUAUUACAUUAGAAAUUCGUUUUCGUCGAGAUGAAGAAAAUUUUGUAGAAAAUGAUAUUGAUCGACUUAAACAAAAAAUUAAUGGAGUACAAGAAAAACUUGAUCAAUUUAUUCAAAAAGAUAUAAAUAAAUCAAUCAUUAUUGAUGAUGAUCAAAUUGAUUGGAAUCAAUUGAUUUACAUUCGAGAAGAACAACAAAACUGAAAUCAAACAAAAUCAAAACAACGAUCGAUAAAUCUAUCAUUAAUGUUUGAAAUUUCAUUUCUCAUACCACUUCUACGCAGUGCAAAUCUGAAUGAAAAUGCAACAUGGAUUCAGCAUGGUAUCACUGUAGCUGGAGGAAAUGGAUAUGGUAAUGGAACGAAUCAACUUCAUUAUCCAAAUGGUUUGUAUGUUGGUAAUGAUCAAACUGUUUACACUGCUGAUUGCUCGAAUCAUCGUAUUAUGGAAUGGAAAUGUGAUGUGACGACUGGCCGAAUUAUAGCCGGUGGAAAUGAAAGCGGACAUCGUUCUGAUCAAUUGCACAAUCCAACAGAUAUGAUUAUUGAUAAAGAAAGAGAUAGUCUCAUCAUUUGUGAUCUUGACAAUGAAAGAGUUGUUCGAUGGUCUCUUCAAAAUGGUACAAAUGGAGAAACAAUCAUCUCAAAUGUUGGAUGUUCGGGCUUGACAAUGGACGAUGAUGGAUUUCUCUAUGUUGCUAAUUUUGAUAAACAUGAAGUUAGACGAUAUCGACUGGGAAAACGUCAAGAAACAAUUGUUGCCGGUGGAAAUGGACAAGGAAAUCGCCUUGAUCAAUUGAAUCAACCAACGUACGUAUGCGUCGAUCGAGAUCAUUCAGUGUACGUAUCAGAUAAGGAUAAUCAUCGUGUAAUGAAAUGGAUAGAAGGUGCAAAACAAGGUAUUGUUGUGGCUGGUGGUCAUGGUAAAGGAAAUAGUCUCACACAAUUAUCAAAUCCCCAUGGAAUUGUCGUGGAUGAAUUAGGUACUGUCUAUGUGGCUGAUUGUUCGAAUCAUCGAAUAAUGCGUUGGCGUCAAGGAUCUACAGAGGGAACUGUCAUCAUUGGUGGAAAUGGUCAAGGAAAUCAAUCGAAUCAACUCUAUUGUCCCAUUGGCUUGUCAUUUGAUCAAGAGGGUAAUCUCUAUGUGAGUGAUCAAGGAAAUCAUCGGGUACAAAAGUUCAAUAUUGAUCAAAGUUGA